AUGGAGGGGGCAGCGGAGGGGGGGACGGGCCAGGACUCGGCGGCCGCCAGCUCUCCCUCCCCUCCUCCGAAGCGGGCAGGGGCCCGGCGGUGCAGGCUCGGCUCCUGCUCAGGCCCCGACCCUCCUUCCCUGGGCUCAGAAGCCCGCCAUGCAGAAGGCAGGCGCGCACGUUCCAUCCGUGGACAGAGGGGUCCCUCGUUGAAGCGGCCUGAGGGCAAACAGGGCAGCCCAGUCCGGCGAGUCCGCAGGCCGCCAUGCUGCUCUCGCCGAGGGCUGUCCUCCCGGAAGGGCUGCGUCUCCCAGGGCGGAGAAGUCGGAACGGGAGUCUCUCAGGGCUGCUCGCCAGCUUUGCGAGGGCGGGGAGGAGGGUCAGGAGGGAAAGAGGGUCCCAGUUUGGCUUUUUCCGGCGGUGACGAUGAAGAGCUGUUUCUUCAGGCCUCCAGAACCCAGGCUCGAGGGACGCCCUCUCCACAGCGCCGCCACAGACCAGGCCGCUUCCCCUCAGGCGCCCGAGACGCAGUUGACUGUGUGCGCAUGCGCGAGCCUCGAGCGUCACCUGUUUCCCGCCUUUUCACAGGCACGCGCCCCUCCCUCUACCGCCGCUCCUCCCUGCAGGCCGCGCGUGGGGCACGGGCAGUCUCCUGUGAAGACAGUGAGGAGCUCAGCAGCCUGGUGAAGUCCGAGGGUCCGCGGAGCCUGGCGCUACGGCCACGUCCCCAGCAGGCACCCUGCCCGCAGUCCGUGGAGGUGCACGUCCACGGCAGCGGCUUCGUGGCCCAGACUUCCAGAUCCCACCAGCCCUACCUCAAGAGCUGGGCCCAGGAGCUGGGCGCCCCCAUCCUCUCCAUCGACUACUCCCUGGCCCCCGGGGUCCCCUUCCUCCGCGCGCUGGAGGAGUGCUUCUACGCCUACUGCUGGGCCAUCAAGCACUGCGCCCUCCUCGGCUCCACAGGUGAAUGGAUAUGCCUCACUGGGGACAGUGCAGGCGGGAACCUCUGCUUCACCGUGUCCCUUUGGGCAGCAGCCUAUGGAGUGGAUACCAGAUUACCAGAUGGCAUCAUGGCAGCCUACCCGGCCACAAUGCUGCAGUCUACCACCUCUCCUUCCCGCCUCCUGAGCCUCAUGGACCCCCUGCUGCCCCUCAGCGUGCUCUCCAAGUGUGUCAGUGCCUAUGCUGGUGGGGAGACAGAGGACUACUCCGACUCGGACCAGAAGGCGCUGGGCAUGAUGGGGCUGGUGCGGCGGGAUACAGCUCUGCUCUUGCGAGACCUGCGCCUGAAUGCCUCCUCAUGGCUCAACUCCUUCCUGGAGCUGAGCAGGCACAGGUCUCACAUGAAUUCGGUGCCCAUGGCAAGUGAGUGAAGCCCUUCCCUGAUGAACCCAUCCAGCGUAGCCAGGAGGGACAGCCUGGCACACCAAAAGUCCUGGGGGAGUUAAGGGGCCAUGGCCUGGACACACAGGGAAGCAGAGAUCACCUACCAAGCUCUGCCCCCUAUCCAUCCCUGGUCCCUACCACAAAGCCUUGAUUUGCCACCACUGUCCACAUCUGGAAACCCCAGGACUUCUGGCCCCCCAGGUCAUCUCAGAGUCCCAGGAACUAUAGGAUUUAGCUUUCCAAACAGCCUCUCCCAGAAAGGUACCCUGGGAAAUGACUAAAAAGUCCUGCCACGUGUUUUGAUUCUCAAUCCCAAGAAUGCCACCUGAAUCCCUUGGGCCCUCAGGUGGGAGUCCAGCCUUCCUAUACUCUUUCCAGACUUUUAACAGAGGCCUAUGUGGGUAAUACCCCCCUCCAGGGGAUGACCUAGGAGCCUGGGGUGGGGAGAUCAGCAGCCUGGACAGCCCUUGGGAAGUGGAGGAGAUUCCCAGCCUUGGAUGGGUGGCAGGACCCUCAGGCAGCUGAAAAUCACACCCCUCCAGGGAUCCAUUUUUUUCCCACUUUCUUUUAACAUUUUAAGAAUUUUGCGGCACAACAAACUCAAUUUAUUUUCUUUCUUUUUUUUUUUUUUUUAAAGCAACAGCUGUAGUUUAAUUCUUACAGUUAGGUAGUACUUGUUUUAAAUAUAUCAUCAUAUUUUAGCUUUCACAACAGUCUUAUGUGGGUAAUUAUUAUUAUAUAAAUGGCGUGAGCCUUGCAGCAUUCAUGCAAUUUGCUCAAGUCACACUUCGAGUAAGUUCAACUCAUUUUCUAUCUCUAGCAAAUCAACACUAUUUUCUGAGUAAUAAGAAUUAUAUGUUCAAAACUGGAUGUAGUUCCUAUGAUUCAGAAAAUUAUUUAAAUUAAGUUUUUCAUUUUAGGAUAUGGAUGCAAAUAAAUACAGACAAAAACAAUUAAAAGGGAUUUGAAUUUUAGGCACAUGGACCAUUGAGCACUGGGGUUUCCCUUGGAGGAUAAGGUGACAAGUGGUCCCCUAGAGGGCCACAUGUCAGUCUAGCUCCUUAUGGUACCAGGUACUCACUGGUUGCUGGGUGAUGUAAGCAAAUAUCGGUAUCUGUGAGCCUUGCUUUGCUCCUCUGUGAAAUGGGUGCAAUAAGGAUGUUGUAAGGACUGCAUGCACCUCUUUGCGUCAAUCACCCAGCAUAAUACUGGCACACAGUAGGUGCUCUUGGAAGAUGCCGGCACCCCUGACAGACCCACUAGGUCAUGGUGCACUUCUGCAGUUCUUCUCUCAUAUCAUCUUGCAUUUUGCCUUCAUGGAUUUAUAAAGACAAGUGAAAAAACUGAAAAAGGUAGGGUCCUGGCCCUAGUGGUAAGCAGCAGGGGUCUGAUAAAAUUAAUUUAUAUCCAAACCGGACCAAGAACAGCUUUGCAUGAUGGGGAGAGAAUCCUCCCAAGAUGCAUGCCUAGGUGAGAACAUCAACUGAGAGUUCUGGCAGGUGACCCUUCAGUUCAUCACUGUCCAAGGCAGAAGCCACUCCCCACAUGUGGCUACUGAGCACUUGAAAUGGGGUGAGUCCAAGUUGACAUGUGCUGAAGUGUAAAACACAUACCAGGUUCCGAAGACUAGGAAUGAGAAAAAGAGUGUAAAUAUCUCACUAAUAAUUUUAUAUUCAUUACAU
Molecule: messenger RNA, 3057 nt
Organism: Equus quagga
Lineage: Eukaryota; Metazoa; Chordata; Mammalia; Perissodactyla; Equidae
Product: hormone-sensitive lipase-like
Biological process (GO): triglyceride catabolic process
Cellular component (GO): cytosol
Molecular function (GO): sterol ester esterase activity; triacylglycerol lipase activity
Source: RefSeq, a predicted model, not a curated record